GUGGGUGUGUCUGUGACUGUGGCCAGGCAGUGCACCCUCCUAGGGGAGGGCUCCGAAGUGGAAUGCGACCCCCCAGCCGCGUGCCCCUAGGGGCUGUAAUCUGAUCCCUGGGGACUCCCCCCUUGCCUCCCGCCCUCGCUGCCAACUCCUUCUCUUCCAGAACCCGGGGCAGAGUCCAGGGCAGCUCAAGGCUCCUCCACACACUCCCGCUGAACCCUGAGCGCCUUGAGCCGCCACCGGAAUGGGGCGGGCCGUGGCCGCCGCCAUGAUCCCAGGCUUGGCCCUGCUCUGGGCCACGGCACUGGGGGGUGCUGCCCCCAGCCCCCCGCGCCUGAGGCUCUCCUUCCAAGAGCUCCAGGCCCAGCAUGGUCUCCGGACCUUCCGGCUGGGGCGGACCUGCUGCUAUGAAGCCCUGCUGGUGGAUGAGGAGCGCGGACGCCUGUUCGUGGGUGCUGAGAACCACGUGGCCUCCCUCAGCCUGGACAACAUCAGCAAGCGGGCCAAGAAGCUGGCCUGGCCGGCCCCCGUGGAAUGGCGAGAGGAAUGCAACUGGGCAGGGAAGGACAUUGGUACUGAGUGCAUGAACUUCGUGAAGUUGCUGCAUGUCUACAACCACACCCACUUGCUGGCCUGUGGCACGGGAGCCUUCCACCCGACCUGUGCAUUUGUGGAGGUGGGCCACCGGCUGGAGGAGCCCGUGCUUCUGCUGGACCUUCGAAGCCUAGAGGACGGCAAGGGGAAGAGUCCUUACGACCCCAGGCAUCGGGCUGCCUCCGUGCUGGUGGGGGAGGAGCUGUAUUCAGGGGUGGCCGCAGACCUCAUGGGCCGGGACUUUACCAUCUUCCGCAGCCUGGGCCGGCGGCCGAGUCUCCGCACAGAGCCACACGACUCUCGAUGGCUCAACGAGCCCAAGUUCGUUAAAGUCUUUUGGAUCCCGGAGAGUGAGAAUCCAGACGACGACAAGAUCUACUUCUUCUUCCGUGAGUUGGCGGUGGAGGCGGCUCCGGCACUGGGACGCCUAUCGGUAUCCCGCGUCGGCCAGAUCUGCCGGAACGACGUGGGCGGCCAGCGCAGCCUGGUCAACAAGUGGACGACCUUCCUGAAGGCACGGCUGGUGUGCUCGGUGCCCGGCGUCGAGGGCGACACCCACUUCGACCAGCUCCAGGACGUGUUCCUGCUGCCGUCGCGGGACCGCUGGAGCCCGCUGCUUUACGCUGUUUUCUCCACGUCCAGCGGCGUCUUCCAGGGCUCCGCAGUGUGCGUGUAUAGCAUGAACGACGUGCGCCGGGCUUUCCUGGGACCCUUCGCACACAAGGAGGGGCCCAUGCACCAGUGGAUGUCUUACCAGGGCCGUGUCCCCUACCCGCGGCCGGGCAUGUGCCCCAGCAAGACCUUUGGCACCUUCAGUUCCACCAAGGACUUCCCUGACGACGUCAUCCAGUUUGCCCGGAACCAUCCCCUCAUGUACAAUUCGGUUCUGCCCAUCGGGGGUCGCCCCCUUUUCCUGCAAGUGGGCGCUGGGUACACUUUCACCCAGAUCGUUGUGGACAGAGUAGCAGCUGCUGACGGACACUGGGAUGUCCUCUUCAUUGGCACAGACAUAGGCACAGUGCUGAAGGUAAUCUCCGUUCCCAAGGGCGGCAGUCCUAGCUCCGAGGCGCUGCUCCUGGAGGAGCUGCAUGCGUUUGAGGACUCAGCCGCUGUCACAAGCAUGCAGAUCUCCUCCAAGAGGCACCAGCUGUACGUAGCUUCCCGGAGCGCGGUGACCCAGAUCGCACUGCACCGCUGCGCUGCCCAUGGCCACGCCUGCGCCGAAUGCUGCCUGGCACGUGACCCCUACUGCGCCUGGGACGGGGCCACAUGCACGCGCUUCCAGCCCAGUGCCAAGAGGCGGUUCCGGCGGCAAGACGUAAGGAAUGGCGAUCCCAGUACUCUUUGCUCGGGAGACUCCUCGCGCCCUACGCUACCGGAGCGGAAGGUGUUCGGCGUGGAGGGCGACAGCGUCUUCCUGGAAUGUGAGCCCCGCUCUCUGCAGGCGCACGUGAACUGGACCUUCCAGCGCGCAGGGGAGCAGUCCCAAACCCAGGUGCCAGCGGAGGGACGCGCCCAGCACACCCCACAGGGGCUGCUGCUACGCGGGCUGCUGCGCGGGGACUCAGGCGUGUACUUGUGUACCGCGGUCGAGCAAGGCUUUUCGCAGCCGCUGCGCCGCCUGGCGCUGCACGUGCUGAACGCUGUGCAGGCCGAGAGGCUGGCGCGGGUUGAGGAGGCUGCGCCAGCCGCGCCGCCAAGCCCCAAGCUCUGGUACCGGGACUUCCUGCAGCUGGUGGAGCCAGGCGGCGGCGGUGCGAGCUCCCUGCGCAUGUGUCGCCCACCUCCCGCGCCGCGCCUGCUGCCUAACGAGCCGCGGAGGAAGGGCCGCAACCGGCGGACGCAUACCCCGGAGCCGCGUGCUGAGCGGGGCCCGCGCAGUGCCGUGCACUGGUGACCAGGCCGUCCCCAUGCCGGGAACCAGACGGGAGAUAACGGGCGAGAGAGAGGAAGACAGACUCCGGGACUAGGAGAUGGAGGAGUGGGGGCCGGGCACACUGCUGACCCUGGCCGAUGGAGACACCCGCUGACAGGCCCCAGCCGAGGGGCAGCCGCGCCGGCUUAUUUAUUAACAGAUAAACCUUGAAUGUAGCCCCGGGAGGGGUGGCCCAGGCUGGCCACAGAGGUCCGCUGGUCAGGAGGGGGCCAGAGAAGCAGGACUCUAGAGCAACCACCGGGGCCAGGGAGGUGCCCGGAGUGCCCACCCUGGGGGAGACACCCCUUCUUGGGCAGCGAGCAGGAAGCUAUGAACAGGCCAGACUGCUGGGGGCAGGGGUGGGGGCAGGCCGACUGUACUAAAGUAACACAAUAAACACAUUAUCAGCCGAAGCUGGAGCAGCCGCAG
Trichechus manatus latirostris (Florida manatee) is the source of this 2935-nucleotide messenger RNA. It is a transcript of the gene SEMA3B, whose product is annotated as semaphorin 3B. The transcript has 17 exons. Gene Ontology annotation, biological process: neural crest cell migration; semaphorin-plexin signaling pathway; negative regulation of axon extension involved in axon guidance. Lineage: Eukaryota; Metazoa; Chordata; Mammalia; Sirenia; Trichechidae. Gene Ontology annotation, molecular function: chemorepellent activity; semaphorin receptor binding. The record is from RefSeq and is a predicted model, not a curated record. The coding region runs from base 242 to 2488 and encodes 748 amino acids. Gene Ontology annotation, cellular component: plasma membrane.